This is a messenger RNA of Coturnix japonica (Japanese quail), 4615 nucleotides long. It is a transcript of the gene DNAJB4, whose product is annotated as DnaJ heat shock protein family (Hsp40) member B4. Gene Ontology annotation, biological process: negative regulation of transcription by RNA polymerase II. Gene Ontology annotation, molecular function: protein-folding chaperone binding. Gene Ontology annotation, cellular component: cytosol. Lineage: Eukaryota; Metazoa; Chordata; Aves; Galliformes; Phasianidae. The record is from RefSeq and is a predicted model, not a curated record.
UAAAGCCAUAUAAGAGGAACUACAGUGCCAGAAGUUCAUGUUAUGGACAGUGCCCAAAGGAUUUUCUUGUUAACAACACUGAAGGGGGAACAUAGGUAUGCAGAAUCCAUGGCUGUGAUGAAAUGUCAUCUUUCAUCCCUAUUGCUAUUCCAAGGAGAUUAGAAAAACAAUCUAAGCAAAUCCCAGAUACACUGAGGGAAUCAGGCCAAGUCUAACACAGUGAGAAAGAACAGCUUCUCUGCAUUGCUGAGACACUGGAUACUAGUUUCUUUAUAACGAGGAAAAUCUAAAUUCCUAUAACGCCGAGGAUGGGGAAGGAUUAUUAUUCUAUUCUGGGAAUUGAAAAAGGGGCUUCUGAUGAGGAUAUCAAAAAGGCUUACAGAAAACAAGCGCUCAAAUGGCAUCCGGAUAAGAACAAGUCUGCUCAUGCAGAGGAAAAAUUCAAGGAGAUUGCAGAAGCUUAUGAAGUGCUCAGCGAUCCCAAGAAGAGAGACAUUUAUGAUCAGUUUGGGGAAGAAGGUCUGAAAGGAGGAGCUGGAGGGUCUGAUGGACAGGGUGGUACCUUCCGGUAUUCCUUCCAUGGUGAUCCACAUGCUACGUUUGCUGCUUUCUUUGGUGGCACAAAUCCUUUUGAGAUCUUCUUUGGAAGGAGGAUGCCUGGUGGUAGAGACACUGAAGACAUGGAGGUGGAUGGUGAUCCAUUUGGAUCGUUCACUAGUUUCAGUAUGAAUGGUUUUCCAAGAGAAAGGAAUACAGUAGGUAGCCAGUUACGUCGUAAACAAGAUCCCCCUGUAAUUCAUGAGCUUAAGGUGUCAUUGGAAGAGAUAUAUCAUGGCUGCACAAAAAGGAUGAGGAUUUCACGAAAAAGGCUGAACCCAGAUGGUAGAAGUGUCCGAACAGAAGACAAAAUUCUCACUAUUGAAAUAAAAAGAGGAUGGAAAGAAGGCACCAAAAUCACUUUUCCAAAAGAAGGUGAUGAAACACCCAACGCAAUUCCAGCUGACAUUGUUUUUAUCAUAAAAGAUAAACCUCACUCUCAUUUCAAGAGAGAUGGAUCAAAUGUUGUCUAUCCUGUUAAGAUCAGCUUAAGGGAGGCAUUGUGUGGCAGCUCUAUCAAUGUGCCAACAAUAGAAGGAAGAACCAUACCCAUGACAGUAAAUGAAGUUGUAAAGCCUGGGAUGAGAAGAAGAAUUAUAGGAUACGGUUUGCCAUUUCCCAAAAAUCCUGACCAACGUGGAGACUUAAUUAUAGAGUUUGAAGUAAUUUUUCCAGAUAACAUUUCUCCAGCAUCAAAAGAAGUACUUAGGCGGAAUCUUCCAGUUUCAUAAAACGAGGACUAUGUCAACUGUUUAAGCAGGACACUGGAAAUGCAGAAGACUGGCAAGUCUGUGCUUUAAAAGUGCAAUGUGUAACAACUAGUGGAAUAUUUGUUGUUUUUUUUUGUUUUGUUUGUGGGUUGGGUGGGGGGAAAUACUGUAAUGCUGCAUGAGAAGAGUUAAGUACAAGUCAUACAGAUGACUUCUGCAGUAUAAUUUACAGGGAAAACCACUCAUAUUUUAUAUUAGAUCUUCCUAAUCAGAAAAGCUUACUCAGUAUUUUGCUUAAUAUGAAGUGUAGUCAGUUUUUACAAAGCCAAUGCAUAUUUCUGAUAAAGUACUCAAGCCACUAAGUACUUUAUUCCUUAUUUCCCUACUCUAUCUGUAACAGAAAUGGUUUAUAUAGAAAUUGGAUGUGGUAGUAGAAAUAUACACGUGCAAAUAUUCUAAAUUACAAAACAGUAAAGAUACUAUUUGGCUUUUUGCUUUCCACUGCACGAAGCAUAGACUGGGAGAAUUGGCUUGGUCUCCUAAAUUGCCCCCCACUGAAAUGAAAGUAUUUUCUUUAUUUCAUCAGAAUGCGAGGGAUCUGCAUUACAAGUCUAGGAAAGGACAUGUAGCUUGAGGAGAAAGUAGACAUUUGUUGAGUAGUUCCUCAUGCUUCAGACAGUACAGCAAGAAAGGAUUGUACAUGUACAGCAAGUGUGGGCCCCGGUUGUUAAAUGGGGUAGGGAAACUGGGUGGCAAGUAAUGUGGAGAAGGCUGAGGUGCUCAGUGCCUUCUUUGCCUCAGUCUUUACCAGUAACACAGUCUUGACCAGGAGUCCCAGCCUCCUGAAACCAGAAGGAAAUCCUGAAACAAGGAAGGGGUAACCUCAGUGGUGGUGAACCAACACAGAGGUGCAUUUAAACUAGAUGUACAAAAGUCCAUGACACCUGGCAGGUUGCAUGCAGAAGCGCUGAGGAAGCUAAUGCCAUUGCAAGGCCUCUCAAUUAUCUUUUGAUUUGAGAAUGGUUUCUAUAGACUGGUAAGAAGCAAAUAUCACUCCUGUCUUCAAGAAAAGCUAGAGAGAAGAUAUGAAGAACUACAAGCCAGUCAGCCUUAAUGCAGUCCCUGGGAAGAUCAGAAAGAAUAUCUUCCAAAAAAGCAUAAUCAAGCACAUGGAAGACAGUAAUGUGAUUUAAGGUCAGCAUAGAUUUACAAAAUGGAAAUCAUGCAAAAUGGAAUCAUGACUUGAUUUCACUCUACAGUGAGGUGAUUAGCUUGGUGGAUAAUGGGAAAACAGUCUGUGUUCUUUACCUUGACUUUAGUAGGCAAAUUGGAAAAGUACAGGAUAGAUAGGUGAACAGUGAGAUGAAUUAAAAAGAGACUGAAUGAGUGGGCACAGGGGUUUUGUUAUCAGGGUCACAAAGUCUACUUGGAGGUAAGUCACUAGUGGUGUAUGCAGACACAGUAAUAUUCAACAUCUUUGUUAAAGACCUGGGGAAUGGAAUGGAAUGCACAUUCAGCAAGUUUGCAUGUCAUGCAGGAAUGUGAGGAGUGGCUGAUGACACCGUGUUGAUUGUGCUGGUCUUAAGAGGGGCUUUGGUGGCCCAAAACAAACAAACAAACAAACAAAAAAAUCAUACAGAAUGAAAAAACAGAGUUCAAUGGGCAAUGGGUAAAAAUCUUGCACCCCGAAGUAUUACCCAGGCACCAGUACAGUCUUGGGCUCACUGUCUGGAAGGCAGUUUUGUUGAGAAAGGACUUUGAGUUUCUGGCAGACAACAAACUGACCAUGAACUAGCAAUGUGUCCUUGCAGCAAAACAGACUAAUGGUUUCCUGGGUUGCACUGGGAAGUUUUGUGAGCAGAUUGAGGAAGGUGAUCCUUUUUCCCUGUUCCUCAUGGGUGAGGCUGCAUCUGGCAUACUGUGUCCUGUUGUGGUCACCCCAGUAGAAGGAAGACAGUGGCUUGAUGGAACAAGUCUGUGAAGGACAGAGAACUGGAACUCUUCAGUCUGGAAUGCAGAAAGCUCAGAGGAAUCUGAUGAAUGUGUACAAGUACUUGGAAGGAGGGAAUGGAAAGAAGGGAGCCAGACUCUUCUUAAUAACACCCAAUGUCAGGACAAAAAGGACAAAAGGCAUGGAGACAACGUAAUACACUUUUUUCUUUUAAUACUGUGGUCUCCAUCCCUGGAGAUCCUCAAUACUGAACUGGUCACAGCCUGGUCUAGUGACCAUACUUGAGGAGAUUUGGGUGAUCACCAGAGGUUCCUUCCAACCUGAAUGAUUGUGUACACUCACUUAAGAGCCUCUUUCAAUAGACAGUAUUAAGGACUGUGUUCUGCAAAUUAGGCUUAGCCCAAAAAUGGGUGGUGCUGAUGUGACAGCUUGAAUCCAUAGGAAAUAGUUGUGUUUUGUUUUUUGUUUUUUUUUUUUUGUGGAAAGAUGUAUAAAGAACACUGUAGAAUUGCAUAGUAGAGCAGAUAUUUAAAGAUCAUGCUGAUCUCAAGUUCAGACUUGGAAAAUAAUGCAAAUUUUUACAUUGAAGAAGGAGAAUCCCAGGUCCUAUCUAAGGAGAAGUCUGCUGAGGACAUGAUAGAAUAGGAAUUGCCCACAAACUUCUACGUGCUUGCAUCGAGUCUUUUCUGAACACAAAUAUGACUUACUUAUCUUUAGAGUUAAAAGGUGAAUAGGGAAAAGGAAAGCCCUCUGUAAUAGUCUAGUUUUGUAAUAUUGUAAUAGGGCUGGUUCCCUGGUGAAAGAAAUGCCUUGCAGAUUUGUUCUUGUUACUUGAGUUUUAAAAUAUAAUAGAGUGCUUUAGCAGCAGUUUCAAAGAAUGCUUUUCUUCGUAAGAAGAAAAUAUAUAGGAUUUGCUGUUAGCCUUUUGACAGUGGAAACUCGGUAGUUACCUGCUUUGUUAGGUAGCUUAAGAAAUAGCAGUAUUAACUUCAUAUAAACGCUUUUCUGUGGGAAAGUAAAUAAUAUGGAAGUUGGGAUUCAAGUUACGAUAGCUUUUUAAUGAGCACAAAAAAUUCCAUUUUUGUUACUCAAAGAAAUAAAACUUCUGGGAGAUACUGUUCAAAUAAUUUUUCAACUGCUGAUCUCUUUGUACAUUGUCAGUUGUAGUCCUACAACUGCAGUAGAUCUACAAGGAACAAAACAAUUGCUGGAGCAGUAUCACAAAGGGCAAACUUAGCUGCUUAAUGUUUAUGUGUAUUGUUAACACUAUAUAUUGUUUGUUUAAAGAAUUCCCAAUAUGUUCUGUAUUGCAUUUCUUAUGUGGUUUUUAAGUAAAAAGUGUAAAGUUGUUUUUUCA